Messenger RNA from Anguilla rostrata (American eel), 1799 nucleotides. It is a transcript of the gene sst5, whose product is annotated as somatostatin 5. Lineage: Eukaryota; Metazoa; Chordata; Actinopteri; Anguilliformes; Anguillidae. Gene Ontology annotation, biological process: regulation of cell migration. Gene Ontology annotation, cellular component: extracellular region. The transcript is spliced from 3 exons. The record is from RefSeq and is a predicted model, not a curated record. Gene Ontology annotation, molecular function: hormone activity. The coding region runs from base 907 to 1389 and encodes 160 amino acids.
GCUGUCAGCUAAGGUCUCAAAUAAUUCCUAAUUACUUCCCCGUCCCUGUUUUCAAGCGUGGGAAGGCACAGUUGUGGUAGACCGCUACAGUCCUAUAACUGUCGUCACAUUUAACAUGUAUAAAUUAUAGGAAAAAAUCAUGUGGCCAAGCUGUUCUUUAUUUAGGUAAAAGAUUGUCUGGUGGAAACCAGAGUGGCUUUUGUAAGGGCUAGUGCAGGCAAACAUUGCCACUGACCAUGUGGGAGGUAGUACUUCCGGUCUUUUAAAUCUAAAGAUUAUAUGUUAAUAGAAAGAAGUUCAAGUGAUUCUGUUGGACAACCUGGGAGUGGAGAAUUGAAUGCUUAGGUUUGUGUUAAGCUGGACAAUAAAAGUUAUGGUUGGGUAAGUCGUGUCUGAAACCAUUACAGCUGAAAUGGCACCCCUCAAGAAAGUGUGAGUAGCCAAGUACUUUUUAAAAUUAUGAAUCUGCAUUCAAGGAGAGGUCUUCCUCAAGCAGGGUUCAAGAGAAAAGAGCUUGAGGAGAGACCUUAUUUUCACAGACUUAAUUUACUGACCACAGGGGCUCAUCCUGCACCUUCUCCAGUGAUCCCAGCUGAGUCAUUGUGCUAUGUCAUGGCUUGGUCAUUCAGAUGGUUCUGCUUCCAGCCACUCCCCUCCUCUCUAGAACUUUGGCAUCUACUAGUGUAAACACAAAAAUGAAUGGCCAUACUUUUGUGCUGAGUGCGACAAGAGCCUGCCUUGCUCUGCAAGUACAAGUGCCUCUUAUGACCUUCUACGACUUGGGCUAUCUAAUUUGCCUCCACUGCAGUGGGAUGCCAUACACCUGUGAACAACGUGGGAAGAGGUUCUGGAAGUGGUGUUCACUAUGGGUGCAUAGCUGCUAGCACACAGGGGAGGUACCCGGGCAUGCCUGCUCCCACAAAUGCUUCUCCUGUCUCACAGGGCCUGCCACGGAGGACAAGAAUACAGCUAAGAAGAGGAAGGGAUGAAGAGAAAGAAAGGGGAAAGGAAAAGAGAGCAAAAACACAGAAACUACCUAAGCAUGCAGAGAAGGAAACAGGAAAUGCAGAGCUGCAGGUCUUACUAGUGGCCCUCUCUGCAUCAGUGCUGCUUGCCCAAGUCAACGGAGCACCCCAGAGGGACAUGCUGGCCGAACUCCUGCGUACGGAUGUUACAGAGGGUAACGAGGACCUCUCCCGCAUGCUGUUUCUGAAGAUCGUGUCUGACCUGAUGAUGACGGGGGACAACAAGGUCCUGCCUGAUCCACGUCCACGGUCCACGGAGGAGCUGAGAAUUCACCAGGAUGUGGCUCGCCAGCUGCCCCUCUCCCAGCGCGAGCGCAAAGCUGGCUGUCGGAACUUUUUCUGGAAGACCUUCACCUCAUGUUAGCACGUAGCACAAUGUAGUCCCUUGCAUCAAUAUCAGACCAGUUAUCUCCUUUUUUUUUUGCACUUACUUGAAAUAUGUUGUAAUCGUGUCUGUAUGAAUGCAGAAAGUAUUGACUAACUAGUCCUGUCUUGGAGACCAACUGUUCCACCAUUAUCUGCAGCAAUGGGAUCCACUUUGGCCUUUGACAUUUAGAUCAAUAUUAUCCAGAUAUCAAGUGAGUUUGCUCUUUAGAAGUUGAAAUGAAUUAGUGUGGAACAGAUCUCCAAGACUUGCACUGGUUACCAUCUCCCUGCUGACACAAAGCACCAGAGGAAUGUAAAGUUAAAAAAAUGUCAGGGAGGGGGCUUCUCCCUGCAAAUUCCACUCAUAGACUCCCAUUAAAGCCCCAGAGGCAUCACUUUUCUUCCUCA